AAAAAUAAAAAGGAAAGCAGAGUUCGCUUCGCUUAUCGCAUUUGCGUAUAAAAUAAUUAGAAAGAGGAAAUCUGAGCGAGUCCCCUCCUUCCUUCCUUCCUUCCUUCCUGUCUCUGUCUCUCUCUCAGAAUUUCUGUGAGAGAUCUCUCAGAGUUCCUCAAUUUAGACCUUUUAACUUUUUUUUUUUUAGGUAUUUUUUCGCAAUUUAUUCAUCGGUGAAACUCCAUCUCUGACUUUGUUUAAUGUUCACAAGGGAUAACUUUAGGUAUGGGACAAAGGAACAUGCUGUGCACUAGUCAGAUAGAUCUAGAAAUGGAUCAGCAAGGCCAGGGUUAUCUUCAUCCUGAGCCCUGCAUUCUCUUGGGGGGCAUAACUAACUUCCCACAGCCUGAUAUUCAGACAGUGGCUACAGCUUCAGGGAAUACAACUAAUAUCGAUUCCCGCCAUCUACCAGAGCAUUAUGACAAUGCUAUUUUUUACGGGAUGCCACAAUACCCUGGUGUUCAACAUCAUCCUCAGCAUCAUGUGCCAAAUCUUGAUUUAGGUGUUGCUACUGCAUCCAAUUUCUAUGUUCCUUACAUGACCCCAUCUUCUAGUAUUCCUUUAAGUCAUGGGUCUUGUGAUCAUUUACCAUCUUCCACCAAUUAUGGAGUCAUUGGAGUUUCUGCUGAUGAGUAUGGAACAAACAGCCACUUCAUGGAUAAUGCCAGAGGUUCAUACAAGAGAAAGAAUGCUGAAGGCAACCCAGGGAAUUUUCAGUAUUUCAAUGCCUCAGCAAGCUCCAGUUCUUCAGCUACAUCCUUAAAUACUAGACAUCCUGAUGGGGUUGCUUUAAUGGAUGCUGCAUCUUUCACGCCACCUCAGUACGGAGGGAAUAGUACUUCAUCAGUCAGGGAAGUGGGAUCUCAUAGAAGUGUGAGGAACAGAUUAGGUGCUACUGGGCUGGAUCCUGUUCUGGCUCACAAUCAAAAUCACUUUAUUCAGGGAAACUAUAUGAGUCAGCCCUUUCAGCCUUCUGGUUCUCUAUGGUUAGAUCAACAGCUAAGCAAUACUUCAAGUGAUGCAGGAACUUCAGCAUGGACCCAGAACCCAGCAAUCACUUACAUGCAUGGGAACAAUUUCAGUAGGGUUGAUACUGGAAGCAUGGGUCCACAACGUUAUCAUGACCUAUCUGGCAACAGAAGUAACACAAGUUUCUUGCAUCCCUCUCCUGCCAACCUACGGCACCACAAUUUUCAUCACCUGUCACUUCCCAUUCAAGGAAUGAGAGGCCACAAUCUUAAUGUUCUUCCUCAUGUAUCAGCUACUUCAUUUAGAGGUCCUACAAGCUAUGCCUCACAGAGCAAUGUGAAUCCAUCUCAGGAUGGUAUGGAUAUAGGAGUUAGGCAUCUGGGAUCUAUCCAGCCAACUGGCCUUAGGAUAUACAGACCUCACCAUGAGGGAGUUAUAUCUGAGACAGCUAUAAGACACCGCAAUGUUCCUCAUCUUAGAGUUUUGCCAACUGAUGGGGUAGCUGUACUGGAGUUACCUGAUUAUUAUGAGGUAGAGAAUUAUGUUGACCAUCACAGUGAUAUGAGGUUGGAUAUAGAGGACAUGUCUUAUGAGGAGCUUCUUGCACUUGGGGAGAGGAUUGGCAAUGUGAACACUGGAUUGUCAGAGGAAACAAUCAGAAGUCAAUUAAAGACACGAAAAUAUUUAUCAUCACCAAUGUCAAUCAAUCUGGAAGAGACGGCUUGUAUGGAUCAAGAAUCUGAUUCUUGCAUUAUAUGCCAGGAUGAUUACAAACAUCAAGAGAAGAUUGGAACUCUUGAUUGUGGACACGAGUACCAUGCAGAUUGCUUGAAGAAGUGGUUGCACGUGAAGAAUGUCUGCCCCAUAUGCAAAUCUGAAGCAUUGACUGCAGAAAGGAAGGAUGUAUAGGAGCUAGUAAUUCACCCUGCAGAAAAUAAAAUAAAAAAAAAAAUUAUCAAAUAUAGGAGAGGGGUGAUGGUUAAACGGUGCAUUGCUGUUUGUUCUUUAUGGUAAUUAUUCGCUAUGGGCAAAGCUGGUAUUUUGGUAUGUGUUUUUGUACAUUUACAUGCAGAUAAUACAACUAACAGUCACUGUGAAUCGUUUAUUUGUUGCUCCUGUAUUUAUCAAACCUGUACAGACUCACUCAUUAUGCAUUUGCAUGCUUGUAUUAUUAUUAACUCCCUGUUAGUAUUUCAUUUUCAUGUUCA
Hevea brasiliensis (rubber tree) is the source of this 2219-nucleotide messenger RNA. Its product is annotated as probable E3 ubiquitin-protein ligase ZFP1. The coding region runs from base 268 to 1920 and encodes 550 amino acids. Gene Ontology annotation, cellular component: nucleus. The transcript has 7 exons. Gene Ontology annotation, molecular function: ubiquitin protein ligase activity. NCBI's taxonomy places the organism in Eukaryota, Viridiplantae, Streptophyta, Magnoliopsida, Malpighiales, Euphorbiaceae. The record is from RefSeq and is a predicted model, not a curated record.